Messenger RNA from Salvia splendens (bonfire salvia), 486 nucleotides. RefSeq lists its product as uncharacterized. The record is from RefSeq and is a predicted model, not a curated record. Gene Ontology annotation, molecular function: RNA-DNA hybrid ribonuclease activity; nucleic acid binding. The transcript has a single exon. NCBI's taxonomy places the organism in Eukaryota, Viridiplantae, Streptophyta, Magnoliopsida, Lamiales, Lamiaceae. Bases 1 to 486 code for a protein of 161 amino acids.
AUGGUCCUAUGGCAUCCUCCUGAUGCCCCUUGGGUGAAGUUGAACACUAAUGGUGCCUUCUCCAUUUCAACACUGGAGGCGGGGAAGGGAGGAUUGGUUCGUGGUUCAGAUGGAGGCCUUCUAUGGGCCUUCCGCUCUCCGAUAGUUGCAUCAUCGAGCUUUGAAGCAGAGCUUUUGGCUCUUAUUCGAGGUUUGGAGAUGGCUAUGGAGUUCUUUACACACAUUUGGAUUGAGCUGGACUCAGCGGCUCUGGUUAUCUUAUUGUCUUCUAGACAACUUGGCUCUGUGGAUCUUAGACAUCACAUGGCUUUGAUCCGGAGUAUGAUCGCUCAGCGACAUGUUCGAUUUUCACAUAUCUAUAGAGAAGGGAACCGGGCGGCAGACUUUCUGGCUGGUAGGGGGGUCCAGACCCCUGCACUCACAUACUACGACCCAAUCUCUGCGCCUCGAUACCUGAAGGCGCUAGUCAGGAUGGACCAGCUGUGA